Molecule: messenger RNA, 2607 nt
Organism: Penicillium verhagenii
Lineage: Eukaryota; Fungi; Ascomycota; Eurotiomycetes; Eurotiales; Aspergillaceae
Product: MIF4G domain-containing protein
Exons: 1
Coding region: 1-2607 (868 amino acids)
Biological process (GO): ribosomal small subunit biogenesis
Cellular component (GO): nucleolus
Molecular function (GO): RNA binding; protein binding
Source: RefSeq, a predicted model, not a curated record
AUGAGACGCCCACGCCCGCAGCACAAUACGACCUCCUUGCCUCGUGAUCUGCGAGGUGAGCUUGGAAUUCGCGAUCGGUAUGGAGAAAAGAAGCGUCGACUCAACGGACCUGCCUCACGGAAAGACCGUCGUCAAGCUGAGCGAAACGGGAAGAAGUCGAAACCAAAUGCGAGAACUUGGAAGGAGUACCCCCGCCAGCCGGAAAAGAGUCAGGAGGAUGCGAAGGAUUCCGAUUUCGAAAUGGAUGACCAAAAAUCCCACAACAAGAGCCUGAAGUCCAGCGGCGAAGAUCAAAAAGCGCUCAAGAGAAAACGAGAGGAUACCGGAAAAUCCAAGACAGUUGAAAAGAUUCUUGAUGAAGAUAGCGACGAGGAAAACUCUAUGGAUGAUUCCUUUGAUCAUUUCGGAACAAUCGACGACCUGGAUGAAGACGACGACGAGUCAGAUGUCAAUGAAUCAGAGGAAAUCGAUACUCCCCAUAUUUCAUCAGGCGUGAAAUCCAAGCUAGCGGAAGACGACGCUGAAAUUGCCGCCUUGGAGAAGAAGUUAGGUCUCAAGAAGGGUAAAGUCUCGAAGAAAUUCGAAGACGACGGGUUAGACGAUUUGCUUGGUGAUUUGGGCGAAGCGUCAGAGGACGACAGCAAAAAAAGGAAACGAGAAGCAGACGAGUGGCUUCAGAGCAAGCGAAAGAAGGCUCAACAACUUCAGGCUCGGGGUGGGGAGGAGGAGGAUAGCGACGAAGAAAGUGACGAGGACGAGGAUGAUCUUGACGAAGAAAUAUUUGGAAGUGAAGAUGAUGAGAGUGGGGAUGACGAUGACUUUGAUGGUUUCGACGAAGACGAGAAAGCUCCCCCCAAAAAACGCGAGAACCCAUACGUCGCGCCAACUCCCAAAUCUUCUGGCGCGCAACCUCAGAAAUACGUUCCUCCCUCGUUACGAGGCCUAUCAGAUCCCGAGACAGAGUCUCUUACUCGACUAAAGCGCCAGGCACAAGGACAGCUCAACAAGCUCUCGGAGGCUAAUAUGCUUUCCAUUGUGUCUGAAUUCGAGAAGCUGUAUCGUGACUACCCCCGCCAGCAUGUCACGGCUACGGUGCUCAAUCUAUUGAUGGGGCUUAUCUGUGAAAGAGCUGUUCUGCAAGACACAUUUAUGGUCCUUCACGCCGGUUUCAUCGCGGCUCUUUACAAGCUCCUCGGAAUGGACGUUGGAGCCGAGAUCAUUCAGAAGAUUGUGGAAACAAUCGAUGCCAAUGGUGAUGAGCGCGGAACUUUUGAAGGUAAAGAGAUCAUUAAUUUGAUUUCUCUCCUUUCGCAACUUUACAAUUUCCACGUCAUCGGAAGCCCAUUGAUGUUCGACUACGUUCGUUCAUUCCUCGAGGAUAUUACGGAGGACAACACAGAACUUCUGCUUAAGGUCAUCCGAAUCUCCGGUCCUCAACUCCGUCAAGACGAUCCCUCGGCACUCAAGGAUAUUGUCCUUCUUAUCCAGCCGGCCGUGGCUAAGAUUGGCGAAGACAAGCUUUCUGUUCGCACGAAGUUCAUGAUCGACACCAUCACAGAUCUGAAGAACAACCGUGUCAGAAAUGCGAUCGGUGCCAACAUUACAACCGACCACAUCACAAAAAUGCGCAAAAUUCUGGGUGCUUUAAAUAACUCCCGAGUCAUUCGCGCUUCGGAGCCUAUCAGCAUUACACGCGCCGAUAUCCACGAUUCUUCCAAGAAGGGCAAGUGGUGGCUUGUUGGUGCAAGCUGGAAGGAAGACCCGCUGGUAUCUGCUCGAAAAGAGCUGGAAGAUGUCUCCAUGAAGAAUGCCGAAUCCGAGGAUGACAGCGAAGCCGAGCCUGAUUUUGGUGACCUCGCGAGAGCCCAUCGUAUGAACACUGACAUUCGCCGCUCAAUCUUUGUCGCCAUCAUGUCCGCCAAUGACUUCCAAGAUGCGCACGUCCGACUCAUGAAGCUACGAUUGAAGCGUGCCCAGGAAUUCGAAAUCCCGCGUGUUCUGCUGCACUGUGCAAUGGAGGAGGAAGCACACAACCCAUACUACACUCUCAUCGCACGACGAAUCUGUGGAGACAUGGGACGCCGCAUCAAGGUCUCCUUCAUGUUUGCUCUCUGGAACGUCUUCAAGAGGAUGGGCGAGAAAGGAGAUAUGGAUGACGAGGAGGCAGACUUUGAUCCCGAAGAUGAGGAAACUGCCGUCAGCAUGAAAGCUGUCAUCAAUUUGGCCAAGAUGUAUGGUAUGCUGAUUGCCGAUGGUAACUUGACCCUCAGCAUGCUGAAGAACCUCAACUUCGCGUACCUGCAGCCGAAGACCAAGACCUUCGUCGAAGUUUUGAUAAUCACUAUCAUCCAGCAAUCCCAGAAGAGCAAAAAGGGCUCCAAGAAAAACAAGAAGAAGACUAGCUCAGAUGAGCCUGUGAAGGAUGAAGAAUCCCUGAUGCAGAUCUUCAUGCGCGUCCAAGACACGCCGCACGUCGCUAAGGGAUUGAUGUUCUUCAUUCGCAAGGUCGUCUCCAAGACCGACAUCCUGUCCUCCGAGAAAGAACAAAAAGAGGUUCGCUGGGGCUGCAAUGUAGCAAUGGACGCUCUGAAGGUCAUUCGCGAUUAA